This is a messenger RNA of Oryza brachyantha (malo sina), 1942 nucleotides long. RefSeq names its product heparanase-like protein 3. The transcript has 9 exons. Gene Ontology annotation, molecular function: beta-glucuronidase activity. The record is from RefSeq and is a predicted model, not a curated record. Lineage: Eukaryota; Viridiplantae; Streptophyta; Magnoliopsida; Poales; Poaceae. Gene Ontology annotation, cellular component: plant-type cell wall; membrane. The coding region runs from base 75 to 1667 and encodes 530 amino acids.
CGUGUAGGGUAGGCUCGCUGCUGCCGAUCGAGGCGUCGCGCCAUUGCCGGUGCCGUGGUGGUGGUGCUCGCGGGAUGAUGGAGGUGAGGCGUUUUCUUGGGUGCCUCCUCUGGUUCUUGGCUCUGCUGCGGCUGGCCGCGGCGGCCGGCGCCGGGGUAGCCGCGGUGGACGGGCGGCGAGCCAUUGCGGCGACGGACGAGGACUUCGUGUGCGCGACGCUGGACUGGUGGCCGCCGGACAAGUGCGACUACGGCACCUGCAGCUGGGGCCUCGCCUCCCUCCUCAACCUGGAUCUCUCCAACAAAGUCUUGCUCAAUGCCGUGCGAGCCUUCUCGCCGUUGAAGCUCCGGCUGGGCGGCUCGCUGCAGGACAAGCUGGUGUACGGCACCGGCGACGGCGGAGGGCGGUGCACGCCGUUCGUCAAGAACACGUCGGAGAUGUUCGGGUUCACGCAGGGAUGCCUGCCUAUGCACAGGUGGGACGAGCUCAACGCCUUCUUCCAAAAAUCCGGCGCGAGAAUCGUGUUCGGGCUGAACGCUCUCAACGGCCGGGUUCCAUUGCCGGAUGGGUCGAUGGGAGGGCCAUGGGAUUACACCAAUGCUGCAUCACUGAUUCGCUACACAGCCAGCAAGGGGUAUAAAAUCCAUGGAUGGGAGCUUGGAAAUGAACUCAGUGGCACUGGGGUUGGAACUAAGGUUGGGGCUGACCAAUACGCUGCAGAUGUAAUUGCACUGAAAUCAGUAGUUGACAAUGUGUACCAAGGCAGUCCAUCAAAGCCACUUGUUCUUGCUCCUGGAGGUUUCUUUGAUGCAGGCUGGUUUACUGAACUUAUAAUCAAAACCAAGCCAAACCUACUGAAUGUGGUCACUCAUCACAUCUACAAUUUAGGGCCAGGGGUGGACACACAUCUGAUUGAGAAGAUCCUGAAUCCAACUUAUCUUGAUGGAAUGAUAAGCACAUUCAGCAAUCUUCAGGGGAUACUGAAUUCUGCAGGGACAUCGGCUGUCGCAUGGGUUGGUGAGUCUGGAGGAGCUUACAACAGUGGCCACCAUCUUGUCACUGAUUCAUUUGUGUUCAGCUUCUGGUUUUUGGAUCAGCUUGGGAUGUCAGCAAAGUAUGACACGAAGAGUUAUUGCAGACAGAGUUUGAUUGGUGGGAACUAUGGCCUGCUAAACAAAGAAACGUUCCAACCAAAUCCUGAUUACUACAGCGCUCUUCUCUGGCAUCGCCUAAUGGGAACCAAAGUUCUAUCCACAACAUUCAGUGGCACCAACAUGAUUCGCGCUUAUGCGCAUUGCGCAAGAGAUUCUCCAGGAAUAACUCUACUGCUGAUCAACCUCAGUGGCAACAGCACAAACCAAGUGACUGUAACAAGUGAAGGUGUUCAUGCAAAUGCUGUGAAGAAGCACAGCAGAAAGACCAAGCAUCUUCCUGGUUAUGUUCAGGCAGCUGGAUCCAUGAGAGAGGAGUACCAUCUUACUCCCAAAGAUGGCAGCUUGCAGAGCCAGGUUAUGCUGCUAAAUGGCAGGGCCUUGGUUACUGAUGCAAAUGGUGGCAUCCCUAGGCUUGAACCUGUCAAAGUUGAUGCAGCACAGCCGAUAGCUGUGGCUCCUUACUCCAUUGUGUUUGCUCACAUACCCAAUUUCUCUGCUCCUGCAUGUAGUUAGAUUAGUCCAAGAUUGGUUUUUGGUGAUUUGGUAUGAUUUUUUAUUUUUAUUGUUGUUAUAGGAAAGGUGAAUUUAGGAUGGGUAGCUAAGCUUGCCCAUCUGAAGAAGCUGCAAGGCUGAAAAGUUUGUGAUUUUUUUUUUGGUUGUUGUUGUUCAGUUGUAUAAGAUUGGGGUAAAAGAUUGAUAUGAUGAAGAAAAGGAAAGGGAAAAGCUCUUUCCCAUUUUCAAUCUUACACUUUUUUUUCCUCUGAGAUGCAAUCUUUCACUUUUCUUUC